AUUUGCGACUUCAUCUAGCGGCCUUUAAGGACUGCUAUUUCAAAACCGCUAAAACAUUAUACGUGUGAUUACAGAUUCUCAGUAUAAACGCCAUGUAUAUACUCGGCUUUAACCUUUAGUCAAUUAAUAAACUCGUGAAAACAGCUCGCAAUUCUUCCGAGGAAACAAUUAAACAGAGCUAGCUCAAAUCAGACAUCAAAAAAUUCAAGUUUAGGUAAUUUUCGCAGUGUUAAAUUAUAUUUCUUAUAUAUCCCAGUUGGUAUUUCAUGUAAGAAGUUAAAUUUCUUUUGGUUUGUUUAUUUGCACUCUAACUGUUUGUUAUUUUGCCUCAGUGAACAGAACCAUUUAGUUUUAUCAUUUAAAUGGGUCUACCCAGGCAUUAAGAUUGUUCCUUUUGUAAUCGCGCAAUUUAUUGAACUGACAGAAGUGCUGUAACUUGAAUAAAGUUGAUGAAAGAUAAUGAUUGUGAUUGCGCUUGUGCUCGCAAGAAAUGAUAGAUUGUUCAUUUAGCAUAACUUUUGUAAAUUGAAAGCUUUGUUGACAGAAAUUUAAUGGUUUGAAAGUUCAUCGACAGCACUUUAUCAAUGGCCUAGACGGUUAGUUCUGAUAUGAACGGUAGGCGGGUUUUCAAGAUUCUAAAUCAACUAGUUUUUGUGUAUCUAGGAUGAUGGCAAAUGGACCAUCUUUUUUGGGAUGAUAACUGAUUGUUCUGUUUCCUUUUCUGAUAAUUAUAUGUGCAUUGUUGUAGCUUUGUAUAGAUGCUGCUGAUAUUAUUGCAUUAGUGAAUGGUAGAAGAUGGCUAGAGAAAAUGUCACACUAAUGUGUUACUGGAAUGGGAGGAUAACAAAUGGAGCACAAGGCAUUACUUAUGAAGGUGCUGUCCCAAAGCCUACCAGGGUUAGCUACAAAACAACACAUAAUCAGUUGCUGGAAAAGAUGUAUGAGAUUACUGGGUUUGACAGGCAACUGAUUAAAAUGAAGAUCAUAUGCAGGUAUCUAGCUUGUCGGGAAUUCAUACCUGUGCCCAUUGCUGAUGAUGAGUCUUUAGAUAUUGUAUUUGAUAUGGCACGAAAGCCUGGAACAAAUUGUUUGGAAUUGUAUUUGGAAAGAGAACCAGCAAGCAGAGAUAGCCAAGUAAAUAUCACAACACAAACCCAUGUGGAUAAUUACGUCACAACGUCAGUCUUCAAUGAUAAUCAGAUAGUAGUAGAUGGGGACAAAUGUAAUGCCAACUCUGAUACCUUUUUAGACCCAGGGCCAAGUGACAAGUCUGUGCUUGUGUUGCAAGACCAGCAUAGAUCUGAAGCCAUAUGGGUAGGGGAGGACCCUGGUGUCUUAACAUGUAGACAGAGAUUGGGUACAAUGAUGCGGGAGUGGCGAUUGGAUCACCGUAUUCGUCAUUUUGUUGUUGAGGCUGGGUUCUAUGGGGUAUACAGAAUUGGUUUUAUUCAACUUGACUGGCCCUUGGUCACUGCAUUGGUUGAGAGAUGGAGACAAGAGACACACACCUUUCAUUUUGCUGUGGGUGAGAGUACUAUCACGCUACAAGAUGUAGCAGUGUUGUUAGGCCUUCGUAUACAUGGUUAUCCAGUGACUGGUAGUGCUGACCUCCAGUGGGACGACCUCUGUGAAGAGUUGUUAGGAGUGAGACCAGAUCCUAGUGUUCUUCAUGGUUCAACCCUGAAGCUUAGAUGGUUACGAGGCCAUUUCCAGUGUCUGCCAUUAGAUGCUGAUGUUGUAACUACGCAGUGCUAUGCUAGGGCAUAUAUCUUAGGCUUAUUGGGGUCUCUCUUUGCAGAUAAAUCUGGUUCUGAUGUGCAAUUGAUAUUUUUACCUCUUCUAAGGGAUUUUAAGUAUGUAGGGAAAUUUAGCUGGGGUAGUGCUAUACUAGCCUACCUCUAUCGUGAACUCUGCCGUGCUAGUAAGAAGGGGGCUAGUGAAGUUUCUGGUCCUCUAAUGUUGUUACAAUUAUGGGCGUGGGAGCGUUUGCAUAUUGGUCGCCCUGAGAGAUUUGUUGCCCAAGAGCAGGAUCCAGUUGUUCCAGAUGGUGAAGCUGUAAAGAAUAAGGUGCAAGUUUCAGAAGUUGAGAUGGUCAAUCAGAAGACAUUACCUGCAGAUCCAUUAGGAUACAGGUGGAGGUCUCCUGUCAUCCGCAGAGAUAACCCUCAGAGGGCAUUGAUAUUUUAUCGAGACCAGCUUGAUCAACAAAAAUAUGAUCAGAUGAUAUGGCAGCCAUACACGUCUGAGUUACUUGUGUCCCCAAUAGACGUAUGUGUUACAGACCAGCAUGUGUGGAGGACAAUUGCUCCACUUAUCUGCUUUGACAUUGUUGAGUGGCAUUGUCCUGAUAGAGUUUUACGCCAGUUUGGUCUCAAACAAGGAAUUCCUAUGCAGUGUGAUACUGAGGUGAGAAUCCAUGCAAUUGAUAGACGGGGUAGACAUCAUUGCAAUUGGAAGGCAUAUCAUCAACAAUAUAUUAAGUUAUGGGCAUCUCGGGAGAAGAGUAUAGUUACCGCUGAGCCUGAGGAGAGCACUAUGGAUUAUCAUGAUCCGUACAUGAAGUGGUACCGAAACAUAACUCGUCGUUUGAUUACCCCACUCACUCAAAGACCUCAUAAGCGAAUUCAGCCUGCUAGUGGGAUGUCACAUUUACUGGUCCAUAGCUUGACAAAUAUUCAUAAUCAAUGCACUGCAACCCUUAGUACUUUUACCAGUGAAAGUGCUAUGCAGUCAUUGACAGAUAUCCGGAUUACGUGCACUCGUGUGUUGCAAAUGAUUGGGGAGAUUCGACACCUUGAGACGGUACCAGCACCUACCAUAACCAUGUCACCACUAUCUCCUUCACAAGCUAAUGAUAUGGAGGGGCUACCACUUCUAAUAGCACAAAUGCCAAACAAAACUAAAUCUCUAUCAAUGAGAGGGCGAGGCGGAGCCAAAGGUCGAGGUAGAGCACUUGGCACACAACAAAAGGCAAUGGAACCAGUAAUAACAUUGCAACAUUCAUCCCCACAAGUGGUGGUAGCAUCGCUCAUAACUCCAUCACAAAGUAAUGAUAUUCAUAUAGAGGAGCCUUCAACUCUCAAUUUGGAGGGGUCUGUGACACCAGCAGAGUCAAUGCAUCCACUCGAAGGUGAGACAACAACAGAGAAAGUGCCACUUUAUACACACUAUGAUUAUGAGGAGUCACCAUGUCUCACUCAAGUCGAGUCUAGCUAUGUAGCUAGACAUAAGAAGAAGCCUAAGUUCCUUUGAUGUUGCUGAUGAUCAAAGUACUCUAUGUUGAUACUUCUUGUUUCUUGAACCUCGUGAAUAUGAAAGAAUCUUCAUUAACUUUUAGGAUUGAAGUUUUUCAAGAUUUUUAACAUCAGGGUUUAUUUGCUACUUCUCAAAUAUUUUUAUAAAUAGUGUUGUAAAAGUUCAAGAUUCUACCUUAUAUUUCAUUGAUUC
Messenger RNA from Pistacia vera, 3447 nucleotides. RefSeq names its product serine/threonine-protein phosphatase 7 long form homolog. The record is from RefSeq and is a predicted model, not a curated record. Gene Ontology annotation, biological process: meristem development; meristem maintenance. Bases 796 to 3252 code for a protein of 818 amino acids. Lineage: Eukaryota; Viridiplantae; Streptophyta; Magnoliopsida; Sapindales; Anacardiaceae. The transcript has 7 exons.